UUCGUCUUUUCUUUCAUUUUACCGAUAUUUUGUAUAUUUUUUUCCACGUUUUCCAGUGAAACGACGUGUGACACAUCUUCACUGGAACUGCACACGUGUCUGAGGAAAAGCUGUGCUUUUAUUUUGAAACAGUUUGACCACAAAUAUCCCGUUUGUGCGGACGAGCUUCAAUCCACGCAAGUUAGACGUUAUUCUUCGCGUUUUUUUGUUCUCUAUCCUGGCUUUUUACUGUCACUUUGUCGUAGUCUGUGUUACGGUCGCACCGUUUUUUUAUGAGAAGUAACGUAGCGGGGGUUUUAUCCGAGCGUCGGCUAACUUUUGUGUUCCGUUAGCUCUGCGGUUACGACGUAGAGGAGACCUUCGCUAACUUAGCAACGGAGUUAACGUUAGCAGGCGUCUAGAAAACAACGGACGGACCAGACUCUCAACAAUGGCUGAGCAAUAAUGACGACCAGAAAAUAUAAUUGCACAGGAGACUGACACCAUUAUUCCCUUAUCGUUGCAUUGUUUUGUUUUUUCUGUUCAUUUUAGGCCAGGCUAGCAAGGCUAAGUUUAUAGGUUUAUAUAUUUAAACCAAAAGGGCAGAGACAUUAAAAAAAAGGUGAUUACAUUUUUUUUUUAAACAUUCAUGGAGGAGCUGGGGGUGAAGGAUUAGUGAUGAUGUCAGCAACGCAGCUGGUAAAUCCAACCACACCUUGAAGUGGGAGUGACCGCACGGUGACACUUGUGACGUCGAACGGCUCUUAACUGACACUUCGGAGUGACAUCUGCGCCCAUGUCACCGCCGUUUCUCCUCCGUUCCCCCUGUUCUUCAGCGCCUGCCCAGUUAGUCCAGUCGGGGUGAAACCGCCGCCUGAUCCAGCAUGAAGACCUCUCUAUCCAGACUGUUCUUCUAUGCGGGCUUCGUGGUCGGAACCUGUACUUUGCACGUGUUUCUACGACAGGUGCGCUUUGACAAGACCUUGUCGAACCCCGUAGCCACGAGCUCCCACGACGAGCAUCACCAGCUUCAGGAAGAGAGUGAGAUAUGGAAGAAAGAGAGAUCUGCACUUUUCAACCUGAAACACCCUCACCACAAAGGUGAGGACAGCCGACUGGCUGACGAGCUGUACAAAAAGGUACGUAUUCUCUGCUGGGUGAUGACGGCGCCGCAGAACCUGAAGACCAAGGCUCAACACGUCAAGUCCACGUGGAGUCGUCACUGCAACGUCGUGGUCUUCACCAGCUCCGUGGACGACGCCGACUUCCCCACCGUGGGUUUAAACACGUCAGAAGGCCGGGACCAGCUGUACUGGAAAACCAUCCGUGCCUUCCAUUAUGUCUACCAGCAGCACGGACACGAGGCCGAUUGGUUCUUCAAGGCGGACGACGACACCUACGUCAACGUGGACAACCUGCGUUGGAUUCUUGCCAACCACACCGCCGACGAGCCCAUUUACUUUGGCCGGAGAUUCAGGCCCUACGUCAAGCAGGGCUACAUGAGCGGAGGAGCCGGGUACGUGCUGAGCAAAGAGGCCUUACGGCGAUUCGUAGAAGGAUUUAAAAGCAAACAGUGCACUCACACUACCUCAGUGGAGGACCUGGCCAUGGGCCAGUGUUUGGAGAAAGUAGGGGUGGUGGCCGGCGACUCCCGGGACACUCAGCAGAGGGAGACAUUUCACCCUUUUGUCCCUGAGCAACACCUCACAUCCAAGUUCCCCAAGAGCUUCUGGUAUUGGAGCUACUGCUACUACCCCAUCACAGAGGGCCCAAACUGCUGCUCAGACUUGUCGGUGUCCUUCCACUACGUAGAUGGUUUGCACAUGUAUUUAUUGGAGUACUACUCCUACCACCUACGUGCCUUUGGCUACACAUACCGUUACCGGGCCCCCACCCCUCUCACCUACAGAACGGAGCAGUUUGACGCAGCAGAAGGUCACGAAGACGGGGACGCUCAGGUCAACGGUCUAACAGAUUUGGACGAUGAGUCCAGGACAGACGAGAGGGAGGAGAACCCUUCAUUAGUGGACAAACAUUAGGGUUGAUGUUUGUCUCUCUUUAAUUAGCCAAAGCUAAUUAAUGUUAGCUUUGGCUCAUAACCCUGAACACUCCACCUUUGUCAGAUGUUUAUUUUUUUUUAAUUUUUUGGUUUAAUAAUUUUUGGCAUCGAGGUUUUGUUUUUAAAACGUUGACAGGUUAAAAUGUGUUUAGUUUUUUUAUUUGAAAACUACUGCAGUAUCUCCAAGACCCGGUACACAGUUUCCUUUACGUGGUCUUCAUCCACAUAAAGAACAACGUGCCUGCUGCUGAGACCCACGUCAGUGGGGUUCUCAGGUGGACGAGCCGUGGGGUAACUUAUUAAAUAAGAGACGAGUAUUUAUUCUGGGGUGGCUGGAUAUCAUCGAUGCUGUUGUUAUUUCGUCUUCUAAAUACCAAACUUUAUACAUUUGUUUUAUUACUAUUAUUAUUACACUUUAGUGUAACUAAUAUCCAGAAUUUGAUAUAUUAAAAGUUUAAAUUUUUUUCCCUCAUAUUUUUAAAAGUAAACAUCACACUGAUCUUCCUGUGACAGAGUGAUGGAAGGUCAUGGUUGUGAUAACAAUAGAAAUCUUUCUUUGAUUAAAAAAAUCAGAAAAAAAGUAAAA
Cynoglossus semilaevis (tongue sole) is the source of this 2624-nucleotide messenger RNA. It is a transcript of the gene c1galt1lb, whose product is annotated as core 1 synthase, glycoprotein-N-acetylgalactosamine 3-beta-galactosyltransferase 1, like b. The coding region runs from base 864 to 2018 and encodes 384 amino acids. The record is from RefSeq and is a predicted model, not a curated record. Gene Ontology annotation, cellular component: membrane. Lineage: Eukaryota; Metazoa; Chordata; Actinopteri; Pleuronectiformes; Cynoglossidae. Gene Ontology annotation, molecular function: N-acetylgalactosaminide beta-1,3-galactosyltransferase activity. The transcript is spliced from 3 exons.